Chrysochloris asiatica (Cape golden mole) is the source of this 815-nucleotide messenger RNA. RefSeq names its product elongator acetyltransferase complex subunit 6 (gene ELP6). Gene Ontology annotation, cellular component: elongator holoenzyme complex. Gene Ontology annotation, biological process: tRNA wobble uridine modification. NCBI's taxonomy places the organism in Eukaryota, Metazoa, Chordata, Mammalia, Afrosoricida, Chrysochloridae. The record is from RefSeq and is a predicted model, not a curated record. The transcript has 7 exons. Bases 15 to 815 code for a protein of 266 amino acids.
CCCGGAGGAUCGGAAUGUUCCCGGAGCUCAAUAACCUUUUGAAUACAACCCCUGAAAGGGCGGAGCAGGGGAAACUGACUCUACUCUGUGAUGCCAAGACAGAUGGCAGUUUCCUGGUGCACCACUUUCUUUCCUUCUACCUCAAAGCUAAUUGUAAAGUCUGCUUUGUCGCUCUCGUUCAGUCCUUCAGUCACUACAAUAUCGUGGGACAGAAGCUGGGUGUCAGCCUGACCACUGCACGGGAGCGUGGGCAGCUUGUGUUUUUCGAGGGUCUCAAGUCCUCGGUGGACGUCUUCUUCCAGGCCCAAGAGGAGCCACACCCCCUGCAGUUUCUCAGGGAGACCAGUGCUGGGGAUCUGCGGCCACUGUAUGAGUUUGUGCAGGAGGCCCUGAAGCCCGUGGACAGUGGGGAGGUCACGUGGAGGUGCCCGGUGUUGCUGGUGGAUGACCUCAGUGUGCUGCUGAGCCUGGGCGUGGGGGCUGUGUCUGUGCUGGACUUUGUCCAGUAUUGCAGAGCCGCCGUGUGCUGGAAUCAGAAGGGAAAUAUGGUGGUCCUUGUGCAUGACAGCGGAGACUCCGAGGAUGAAGACAAUGACAUCCUCCUGAAUGGUGUCAGUCACCAGAGCCACCUGAUCCUGCGGGCUGAGGGCCUGGCCACUGGCUUCUGCCGGGAUGUGCAUGGGCAGCUGACAAUCCUGUGGAGGAAACUGUUGCAGCCCACAACCCAACGAGAGCGGAGCCUCACUUACCAAUACAAGAUACAGGAUAAGACUGUGUCCUUUUUUGCCAGAGGAAUGUCUCCUGCUGUUCUGUGA